This is a messenger RNA of Balaenoptera musculus (blue whale), 770 nucleotides long. RefSeq lists its product as uncharacterized. Lineage: Eukaryota; Metazoa; Chordata; Mammalia; Artiodactyla; Balaenopteridae. The record is from RefSeq and is a predicted model, not a curated record. Bases 1 to 732 code for a protein of 243 amino acids. The transcript is spliced from 4 exons.
AUGGCGCGAUACCUGGGCUCGGGCGACGGCGAGGGGCGUCCGCUCUCCCGCGGCGGCUCGUCCGCGGGGGCGCCGGGCCCGUCGUUCCCCCGGCGGCCCGGAGCGCUCCUCGGCCCCCGCGCCGAGGCGUCCGGGCCAGGCCGCCCCUCCUCGGCGCCGCGCCGCUGCCCGCGCGGGCCGGGCCGCCUCGAGCUCCCGGGCCGCCCCGCGGCAGGGGGCCCCUCUCGCGGGGCGCCCGGCUCCCCUCACCCGCUCCCGCCCCCUGGGCGGCCGUGGAGCCGAGGGGAGGGCAGGAAGGGCCUCCAGAGGAGAGCGGGCGGCCGCGAACGCGGGCUCCGCCACCCGAGCCGCUCCGUUACCGCAGCGGCGACGACGACCAGGGCCGUGUUGUUGCUGCCAACUUGUCGAGAGGACACUGAGCAUGCGCGCGCAGACACCACAUCCGGAUUCACAGAUGAAGAAACUAAGGCAAAAGAGAGACGAAAUAAUUUAUUCAAGACCACACUGCAGUUUUACUUCAGAGUCUGUGCUCCCAUCUACUACACCAGUGGUCCUCCCGAGGCGAAGACUGCCACCAUGUCCUGCCUGCGGGCCGCCACACACGAUGGGGUGUCGCUCCAGGACCUUGCUUCAGACGUGUCAAGGAGCUAUUCUAUGUUAUCUUCACAUUUACAUAAAAGCCAUUUGGAACUGAUUUUUGUGUACCAUCGUUUAAUGCAGGCAUCAAGGUAACUAUUUUUCAUUAUAGAUAUCUGACUGACCCUCCAUUU